AUGAGGAAGUUCUUCGAUUCGCGUCGUGAGUUGGUUAGUUCCGGACCUGGUUCUGGAGGAGGUGGCAGCAGCUCCGGGUCCAGCCAUGCCGGAGGAAACUUCAUCGGGAGAGCCUUCACUGUGGGCCGCCACCAAGUCACCGUGGAGGAGAUUAUAGCCGAAGGUGGCUUUGCAAUCGUGUUUCUGGUGAAGACAAACCAGGGUGUGCGCUGCGCCCUGAAGAGGAUGUAUGUCAACAAUGAGUACGACCUGCAGGUGUGCAAGUGCGAGAUUCAAAUAAUGAAAGACCUCAUGGGCCACAAGAAUAUUGUGGGCUACCUAGACUCCAGCAUAACAGCCAUGGGGUCAAGGGAUGUGUGGGAAGUCUUUAUACUGAUGGACUAUUGCAAGGGUGGCCAGGUUGUUAAUUUGAUGAAUCAAAGGCUGCAGACAGGCUUCACAGAGAUGGAGGUGCUUCAGAUCUUUUGCGACACCUGUGACGCCGUGUCUCGCUUGCACCAGCGCAAGACCCCCAUCGUCCAUAGGGACCUUAAGGUGGAGAACAUUCUCCUACACGACAAAGGUCAUUAUGUGCUCUGCGACUUUGGCAGCGCCACUAACAAGUCAUUGAGUCCACAAACUGAAGGUGUUGCCGCUGUGGAGGAAGAAAUUAAGAAGUAUACCACUUUGUCAUAUCGGGCACCUGAAAUGGUAAACCUUUACAAUAACAAGAUCAUUACCACCAAAGCUGAUAUCUGGGCGCUGGGAUGUUUGCUCUACAAGUUGUGCUUCUUCACUCUGCCCUUUGGUGAAAGUCAGGUGGCCAUUUGCGAUGGCAGCUUCACCAUUCCGGACAACUCCCGCUAUUCUUACGAUCUCCACUGCCUCAUUCGCUUCAUGCUAGAACCUGACCCAGACAAAAGGCCAGAUAUCUACCAGGUCUCCUACUUUGCCUUUAAACUGGCACAACGCACUUGUCCUGUUCAGAAUACGAAGAAUUCUUCAAUUCCUGCCAAACUUCCUGAGCCAAUCAAAGCGAGUGAAGCAGCCGCAGCCAAGAAGAGUCAGGCCAAGCCCAGACUAACAGACCCGAUCCCCACCACUGAAACUUCCAUCACACCUCGCCAGAGGCCCAAAGCAGCUCAUACUCAGACCGCUGCCGGCAUCCUUCCCAUCCAGCCCGCUGCCCUCACCCCACGUAAACGGGCUAAUCUCCCUGGUGGGGCAGCUCAGCCUGUUGGAGUGAGCUUGGACCUCUCGCAGCCAGCUGCGGCUCUCCAGUCACAGAAGGCGCAGACUUGUGCUUUGCCUCUCCUCCAGUCACAAAACAAUUCCAGUCUGGCCACAGUGGCACAGAAGCAGCCUGCUGUAGGAGCAGAAGCUACCGCCAACGUGGUGGCACCUGUGUCCAAGACAGAUGUUCAACCGCAAACCCAAGCACAGCCAUCCACAACCAAGCCAACGGCCCCGCCACCGUCGGCGACCAGCGCCACCUCACAGCAGGCGGCGCAGUGUCCAUCCAGCCCGGCCGCACCGCAGCGUCCAGCUAGACGCAAGGUACCCGUCCAGGCUCAAACACCUGCCGCUCAGCCGUCUCCCAACAAAUCAGCCGCCGGUCAAUCAACGUUUGAGCAGCAACCACAACCUACGAGUCAGCCAUCGGUCAUCCAGGCACAGUCGGCCGCCGCGGAGGUCAGACAAAAAGCAGCUGAGACCACUCCUCCUGCAUCCCCAAAGACAGUGGUGGUGCAAAGCCCCAAACAUGUCCCAAGUGAUGAUACAGCGAGCGCAACCAAUGGAGGCAACGGAGAUGCCUCACUAGCAGCUGAGGAAGACAUUGUCCAUAGCACUCAAGUUGGCUCCAUCCAGCCUCAAGUUGAUCUUGUCCAGGACCAAAACAAUGUCUCCACCUCCAGCGAUGACACCACUGCGCCACCCACGUGGAACCCGUUUGACGACAAUGACAGCUUCUCCAGCUUCACAGCAGAGGAAGUCAAACCCAAGGAUGCCAAGCCUACUGAACCGCCCUCAGAGUGUGAAACACCCUGUGGAGAGUUGAUACCAGGCUUGCAACCUUCAGAUGUGGAAAAUGCAGAACAACUCUCUCAAGCUGAAAGACCAUCAGCAAUCGUGGACGUGGAUUCCGGUGCAUCACUGUUAGUCAUCCCAGACCCAUUCCACACCCUUGAACUGUCCAAUGCACCAGAGAAGCUUAUUGAAGGACUAAAAUCUCCAGACGUAUCUUCACUCGUGCUUCCCGAUCUGCUGUCUUUGUCGGAUCCUUUUGGAGGUUCUGUGGAGGACUCUGCAAAAGAUCACAUCACUGCUGACACCUCAUUGCUGGGAUGUUCUCUGAUCUCCGGUCCGUCCGCACCUCCAGUAGCCGCGAGCAGCGCAGCGUCCUCCUCGGUGUCCUCCGCCUCUGCUACUUCUGCUUUAGAUGAUUUCGGUUUGCUGUCUGGAGAAUCUGCACAGCCAAAAGCAUCAGACUCUUCGGCCCUCAUCUCAGACUUGGAGCUUCAGCAAACCGAGGCGGCCACAGAAGAUGAGUUUGACCCCAUCCCUGUCACCGGGCGAAAGAACUCUCAAGUUUCAGGAGGCCACUCACGCAGUAACAGUGGCGGCUCUGAAUCCAGCCUGCCCAGCUUGGCCCGCUCCCUUCUGCUGGUGGACCAGCUCAUCGACUUAGAACUGGUAUAUUCUAAUCAGACAUUGAAAAGGUACCAAAUCUGCAUAUUUCUACACACAGACCAGCAGGUGGCGCUGUGCUGUAACUCACAAGAAGAUGCUGGUGGGACCGCAGCAUCUACCAAUGAGAUGCAGAAGACCAUUGAAUGCACGAAUGAAAGCCCAAGAAGUCCCCCCACGCCUGACAUCUUCCUCCUUGCUCCUUUCAAAAACAAGCUGGCGGUGAGCAACACCUUUUUCACCCGCGAAGAACCCAAAUCCCCGCCCGACGUUUUCCUCCAGGCGCCCUUCGUCAAAAUCGAGGACCGCGCGCUGGUGGCCAGACAGCGCCCCCCGAUGGUCCGAGCGACGCCUCUGCCCCAGCAGCCGGUUGCCGUACACCGCGUGGUGUCGAGAGUAGGGCAACAAGCCGCUGUGGGCUCUGUGGCCGUUGGUCCGCUGCACUCUUGGACCAUCGGAGGGCGAAAUCCGGACGACCCGUUCGGCGCCGCACCAUUUCGGCCCAAAUGCUCCCGACACCGACCUUGA
Nerophis lumbriciformis (worm pipefish) is the source of this 3195-nucleotide messenger RNA. Lineage: Eukaryota; Metazoa; Chordata; Actinopteri; Syngnathiformes; Syngnathidae. The record is from RefSeq and is a predicted model, not a curated record.